GGUCAAAGCAAACACCAGUCUUGCCUCACAUUUAGUUCUCAACAUCCUCACCUCGCUCUAGGAUAGCAUUUCACCUGUUCUUAGUGAAGCAUAGGAAUCAAGAACACAACUGGCAUGUAUCCACAACGAGUUUUUGAACUGUCUAGAGCCUGCAUUGCAUUCUUUAUACUUCUUUCAGUAAUUACCUGUUUUUGCAUGGUUACUCAUUUCAAGGUUCUUCUUGCAAUAAUCAAGUCAUGUUGUGGUCGAAGAAAGUUGUCAAAGGAAGAAAACAUGGAAACAAGUGAGCAGGACACUAUCCCUCGAGGGAGUGUUCAAAAAGGCCCACCUGCCAGAAAACAACCUUACCCAAUGGAAAGCAUGAGUUCUGAUGGCCGAGAGAAAAAGCCAGCAUACACCACUCCUCCAAGGACUGCUGACCAUGGAAUAACUGACACUACCUCUGCUCCUACUGCCAGGAUGGAGUAUGUUAAUGAGGCCUUUGUAGAGCGAGUUUGAAAAUUAAGCACAUUAUAGAGCAGUUAUGGAUAAAUUUGGUAUAAAUAAAAUAUUCACUCUA
Messenger RNA from Penaeus chinensis, 559 nucleotides. RefSeq lists its product as uncharacterized. The record is from RefSeq and is a predicted model, not a curated record. Bases 115 to 498 code for a protein of 127 amino acids. NCBI's taxonomy places the organism in Eukaryota, Metazoa, Arthropoda, Malacostraca, Decapoda, Penaeidae. The transcript is spliced from 5 exons.